Tetranychus urticae (two-spotted spider mite) is the source of this 453-nucleotide messenger RNA. Its product is annotated as chromobox protein homolog 7. Lineage: Eukaryota; Metazoa; Arthropoda; Arachnida; Trombidiformes; Tetranychidae. Gene Ontology annotation, cellular component: PRC1 complex; chromatin. Gene Ontology annotation, molecular function: chromatin binding. The record is from RefSeq and is a predicted model, not a curated record. Gene Ontology annotation, biological process: negative regulation of transcription by RNA polymerase II.
AUGUCUCGUCGUCAUAAAGCAAUGGAUGAUCCUGAUGGUGGUGGUAGUGUUUUUGUUGUUGAAAGUAUUUUAAAAAAACGUUUGAAGCGUGGUCGAGCUGAAUAUUUUGUGAAAUGGAAAGACUGGUCCCCUAAACAUAAUACUUGGGAACCUGAGGAAAAUUUUCUCGACGAAGGAUUAAUCCAAGAAUUUGAAAGGACACAAAGAGAUGCUUCCUCUAAAAAUGAUUCAGUAACCGAAACUUCGGACAAUCAACUACAAUCUAAUGAGGAUCUUGAUGUUGGUUCUAUUCACGAUAGGACCUUAAGGGUUUGUCCUUCACCACCAGAAAUUUGGAAAAACAAGAAUAAAUUGGUGGAUCAAAUAUUGAUCACGGAUGUCUUUGUCAAUGAUAUGACCAUUACUGUUAAAGAAUGUAAAACAGAUCAAGGUUUCUUCAUGGACAGAUCUUAA